AAAAUUUAAACCCACCGCGGUGGUCAAAAGAAACCAGUACAUAUGCCUCCUUCUCAUCAAAGGGCACCUUGUCAAGUGUGCAAGAAGAAUGAGAUGAAAUAUACGUGUUCAGUUUGUGCUGCUCUGUACUGCUCUGUACCCUGUUACAAGCAGCACAAAGAAUCUUCAUGUACCGCGAGGACGCAAGAACCGUCCAAUGCUGGGUACGACAGCCACGAGACAUUCACCCCCCCACCAUCACAAGAAGAGAGUACCCUUGAAACAAUACUCGAAGAGCCCAAACCUCUGAAACCAUUAACAUCUUUGAGAUGGCCCUAUGUUCCUGAUGAAUCCAGCUAUCCCGAUCCUCUGGAAAGAGACGAUCCUAAGCCACUCCAACUUCGCCAUUAUGAAUCGAUAGCAACCUCGGCCGAGGUCCGCAAAAGUCUUGAAAGUCAUCCGAACCUCCAAAGUAUUCUCAAGUCCAUCGACAGUCUCAAGGGAUAUGAGCGGGAGAGUACUCUGCAACGAGCUCUCGGUGUACAGGCUCCUUCAAUCGGAAAUGACACGAAAGUCAACCUUGAUGAAGAUGUCCUUGCACUAAGAGCGUUUGCUGAGGCUAUUGAAACAGCUAUUAGAGGAGAGCGGGUCGGAGCAUUAGGUUUGGACUGGGGUGAUUAAUCACCAAAUAUUCAAUAAUUAUUGAGCACAUUUCUACACUACAUGCAGGACACUCAAAAAUUGACGUAACA
Marasmius oreades (fairy-ring Marasmius) is the source of this 731-nucleotide messenger RNA. RefSeq lists its product as uncharacterized. The transcript is spliced from 4 exons. The coding region runs from base 43 to 660 and encodes 205 amino acids. The record is from RefSeq and is a predicted model, not a curated record. NCBI's taxonomy places the organism in Eukaryota, Fungi, Basidiomycota, Agaricomycetes, Agaricales, Marasmiaceae.